GGCCUUUGGGAGGUGCUUCCAGCACUCACCUUGUUGAUUUUAAGGUUAAAGUUGUGGGUCCAUCAGCCCUUCAAGGAUCGCUAGCGCGAUGACGUUCGCUUCCAGAAAAAAGUUCCGUUCCGCGAUCUCGGAACAGCCUCAACAAACACACGAUGCACUCCACACUUCGCAGUAUACGGCCGCUCUCCAAGCCGUUCAAGCUUACGAACUCAGCGACACGGAUACAUCUGGGUAACGCGACCCCGUUGCCGUCAUGGUCACGUUCAUUCCACGCAUCUUCGAGCUUACGGGUCGUUGAUCUCGCAUACAAACUACACGAUAACAAUGGAAAAGCAAAGGGCGACCCAAUUGUGAUCAUCCACGGUCUCUUUGGCAGCAAGAGGAACAACCAGAGCGUCAGCAAUGUCUUUGCGCGCGAGCUCUCCCGCCCCGUCUAUGCAAUCGACACACGAAACCACGGUGACUCUCCCCACGACAAGACGCACAACUAUGUCGCCCUUGCCGAAGACGUCGAAGCCUUCCUCCAGAAGCACAACCUGAAAAACUCCACCCUCAUCGGACACUCCAUGGGCGCAAAGACCAUCAUGACAAUGGCCCUGCGCAACCCCUCGUGCUGCGCCAACAUCAUCCCUGUAGACAACGCCCCCGUUGACGCCGCCCUCUCCUCCGACUUCCCCAAAUACGCAGAAGGAAUGAAGAAAGUGGAGGAAGGCAAGCCCAAGAGCCAGAAAGCGGCGGACGAGAUCAUGCAACCUUAUGCUAAGGAGCUGCCAGUCAGGCAAUUUUUGUUGUCAAACUUGGUCAGACCUGCGCCGGGCGAGCCUAUGCAGUGGCGUAUACCGAUCAAUAUCCUCGGCAAGUCGCUCGACAAUAUGGCGGAUUUCCCAUUUACGAAUCCGGAUGAGCAUAGCUUUAGCAAGCGUGCACUGUUUAUUCGAGGCACGAAGAGCCACUAUGUGAGCGAUGAGACCCUGCCUAUCAUUGGACGCUUCUUCCCGCGGUUUGAGCUUGUUGAUGUGGAUUGUGGACAUUGGGUUAUUAGCGAGAAGCCUGAGGAGUUUAUCAAGGCGGUCGUGGACUUCCUGAAGGAGGAGCAGUGAUUGAAGAGUAGAAGCACGUUUUGCGAGGCUAGUUUGUGGAGUACUUGAAUCUAGAAGGCGUACAUAUAGAGCAGGUGGGUCGCUUCAUACCCAUAGAUUUCGUACAUCAUGUAGGAUCAGAAACAAUAGAGAAGGCAUAAUCAGUG
Molecule: messenger RNA, 1246 nt
Organism: Macroventuria anomochaeta
Lineage: Eukaryota; Fungi; Ascomycota; Dothideomycetes; Pleosporales; Didymellaceae
Product: alpha/beta-hydrolase
Exons: 2
Coding region: 153-1100 (315 amino acids)
Cellular component (GO): mitochondrion
Source: RefSeq, a predicted model, not a curated record